UUUAAUGUCAGAGUGGAGGACUAAACUUUGAGCAACAGCGUUAUGGAAGCUCUGCAUCCAGUCCUGGUUGGUGCCCUGCUGACCCUGCUGAUCUGCCUCCCCAGUCCUGGUUUUGGAGAAUCCUACUUUGGAGACAGUUUCUGUCAUCUCCAAGCUGUCCAAGAUGUAUCUACCUUCCAACUGUCUCUACAAAUCAAGACGAGUCGCCGAAGUGGCCUUCUGCUCCUGGCUGCAGGGAUGGAGGACUAUGUGUUCCUUGAGCUCCUAAAUGGGAAAAUACAGGCACGAAUGAACCUGGGGGCUGGUGAAGUUAUACUGUCCUCAUCUCAAGGAGUGCAGAUCAACAACCUUGCACACCACAAAGUGUUGUUAACUUUGCAAGAGGGCCAGCUCACAAUGACAAUUGAUGAUCUCUAUUCUACGUAUAUUCCUGUGGAUGACAAUGGAGAAAAGCUCAACAUUGACCUGGGCAUUUGGCUUGGAGGAACAGGAGACCUAGAUGUUUCCUACCUCAGCAACGCUAUCCCUCCCUUCCGUGGCUGCAUGACGGACAUAAAAUUUGUGUCCCAUCAGUUUGACAUUCUCACCUCAGUAUUUAAGCAGUGCCAUGACACAAAAGAAUCUUGCAGCAGUGAGUUUGAGGCUGGGGAUGGGGAGGCAAUCAGUUUCAGCACUCCUGAUUCCUUUGUGUCCUUUCCAACAUGGAGUGGGGCUGCUGGUGCUCCAAGGACUUUGGAGUUUCUAAUGAAAACAACCAUAGAGGAUGCUUUACUUGUUUUUCACCAUGGCCAAGAAUCAGACUUCAUUGCUAUCGGUGUUGCAAAAGGCUAUCUUAAAGGUAUACUGGACCUUGGAGGUGGUAUGGAGGAACUGGAUAAUACACAGGUACAGCUGGAUGAUGACCAAUGGCACAGAGUUAAGGUUCAGCUCAACCCAGACUCUUUUAUUCUUAAUAUAGACAGCCAGUCAUCCUCCCUUCCUCUUGACUCAUCAAAAAAAUUGGAUUUGGUAGGAAACUUGUACAUUGGAGGCAUCCAGGGAAAAAUGAAAGAAGUCUUUCGUAACAGCGGGUCCUUAAAUCGUUUUGAGGAAGACAUGACAUCGGAAUCUUUCAUUGGAUGCUUGGGAGAAAUCAAAGUAAAUCAGAGGGAUAGAAGCCUGCAGGACGCUUUGGUGACCAAAGAUGUUCAUAUUAAAUGUGAAGGAGAAGACUAUGACUACCCAACUUAUGAUGAAGGAUCAACAACUUCCCCACCUGUUCCCACUGACUCAAAUUUAAAUGUUCAGUAUUGUUAUCCAAAAGACAACUGGCCUGAGUUAUUCAAAAAUGUUACCAAAUUUCUUGACAUCACCCCUUUGCGUGUACCAGAAGGUGGAGAGGUUUUUUUUGAUAUUCACAACUUAAAACCUACAUUUGACUUGGGUUCUGCUGGAAUGCGUCAGUCUCAAGUUGUAUUUACACUCGAGGAUGAUCCCUGGUAUGGCCUGAUCGAUAUUAACGUUAGUAGAAGACACAUGAGAAAGUUUACCCUUCUAGAUGUUGCCAACAAGAAAAUUAAGUACAUGCAUGAUGGAAAUGAAAGACAUGAAGACCAAAUUCAGCUUGAGGUCAUUGCUCAGAGUAAUGGCUACCUUCCAGAGUGUUUCAAAACUACUCAAAAGUAUACACUUCCUGUUGUAGUUCUUCCAGCCAAAGAUCCACCGAUCAGUGGAAAUGAAAUUCUCAUUGUGGAAAAGGGCAGGACACGCAUUAGUUCCAGUCUUAAACUCAUGGAUUCUGACUUUAGCUGUGAGCAGUCAGUAGUGACAGUGACCCUGGAGCCUUCCAUGGAUUUUGGUUACUUAGAAAAUGAUAAGCAACCAGGAAGAAGCAUCUCAGAGUUCACUUGCAGGGAGCUGAGAGAUGGGAAUAUCUAUUUUGUACACAGAGAAGGUGGCAGUGGAGAAAUCACUGUUAAAGUAUCUGAGGGUCAGUCACUAAUCCAGUCCAUCACAUUCAACUUGUUGGUGACAAAACCACAUAUGGUUUUAAACAGCAUCUCUGGCCUUACUUUGUUCCAAGGAGGCAAUGCAUCUAUAAGUGUUCAGAAUCUGGCUAUUCUUGCUCAUCCUCGUGAUGGAGACAUUAUGUAUAACAUCACACAACCGCCAAGGUUUGGUGAAUUGAAAAUCAAGACAAGCAAUGGUGUGUACAAGCAAGUUAUGAGUUUCUACCAGUCUCAUUUAGAGCAAGAGCUAAUUAGAUACUUCAGCUCAGACCCAAGUAACCAGGAAGAAGCUGUGAUUGAUGAAUUUCUGUUUGAUGCCCAUCUAGGCCAGUUUUCUCUUUCUAAUUACAGUCUUGAUGUCAUUAUUUUCCCUGCACCAGUGAAGGUUUCAAACUUGGAAACACUGGAGUUCUGGCCUGGCAAGAAACAAGCUAUUGGGCUUCAGGCAGAAGUAUUGAAUAAACACUUAGAUCCGCAAACAAUUAAAUACAUCCUUGUCAAAGCUCCAGCACUUGGUAGUCUCCAGCUGUCAGACAAAGAACUGGCUGAGGGUGACAUGUUCACCCAAAAGGACAUUUUGGACAAUGCCGUCAGUUACAACAUCAGGAUGCCAGUGGCUGUGGAUAGUUUGGACCAGUUUCAGUUCAAAGUUUUUGCUGAAGACCAGUAUUCUCCCUUAUAUACCUUGCCCAUUAGCAUUUUUGCAAGUUCAGGUGAAUAUAUGUUGACUAAUAAAGAGCUGGUAGUUUUGCAAGGUGCUGAGCAGAUUUUGAACAAAAACUACCUUUGGGUGCAGUCUCCAAGUUCCACUGAUUUUUUAUUUCAGGUCAGACAAGGACCAAAGCAUGGACGACUCAUAAGAGAUUCCCCACCUGGAGAACCUAGAUUUGAUGAGGCCAUUAGGGUUUUUAGUAAUGAAGAUCUCCAGCUUAACAGAUUAAUAUACAAGCAUGAUGGCUCCAAGACAAGCAGUGAUGAAUUCAGUUUCUUAGCAAAUGAUCAAAGUUCAGACGUUUCAGAAACAGUGACUGCUGUCUUCAGAAUACUGAUCCAGUCCAAAAAUGAGCAUGCUCCUGUGAGAAUAGUGGAUAAAGUCUUCAAUGUUGUCCGCCACAGUCAGCGCCUGCUCACAACUGAUGUCAUUAAGUUUAAAGACGAUGACUCAGGUUUUAAUGACACUCAGAUUGUCUACGCUCGAGAGGGAAUCCUUUCAGGAAGUAUCGUCUCAGCGUCGAAUCCACAUCAGCCCCUUUUCCGUUUCACUCAAGCUGACCUGAGAGACAAGAAAAUCCUUUUCAUUCACCAUGGAGCAGACCGGGAACGGUUUCCAUUACAGGUGUCAGACGGCUUUCAUAAAACCACUUCACUGCUUGAGAUUCAGGCCAGUGAGCCCUACCUGCGAGUGGUUAAUAACUCAAUUAUCAAUAUUGACCACGGAAGCACCAAGACUUUUGACACCAGCCUGUUGAGUGCCGACUCCAACAUGGACAUCAGAGAUGACAGUGAGAUCAAGUUCCAGAUUACUUUGCUACCUAGUAGUGGCAGGAUCAUUGUGAGUGGGAUAAAAGCUUUUGAAUUCACCCAGGAGGACUUGAAAAAAGGUGUUGUGUCAUAUGAGUCCAGCUAUGAGAGUCUAAGGUCCAAAGACUCAUUUAGCUUCACUGUCCAAGCAAAAGGUCAUUCUGUGGAAGGUGUGGUCAAGAUUAAAAUACUCAAGCAAAAUGAUCUCCCUGAGCCAGAGGUGAUAACCAAUGAGGUCAUCAUUUCUUAUGAGGGAGAGCACACAAUAAUCAGCCAAAAUCAUCUCAAGGUGAAUGAAGAAGACCUUCUGCCCUCAGAAAUAAUGUUCACAGUGAAAACGCCUCCCCGGCUCGGUCAUGUGGUCAUGCUGAAAAACAGUUCAGAUGACACGGCGUCGCCUGUCCUCGACUACAUUCACUCCUUUUCUCAGGAGGACAUUGAUCAGGAACACAUCCUUUAUGUGUCUUCAUCUAUUCAGGGCUAUGACUCCUUCACAGUGGAUGUCAGUAAUGGUUAUAACACACUGGAGGACCUGCACAUCGACGUGAACAUCGUGCCCCGCUUUAUUCCCAUCCAGGCUUUCAACUUUUCAGUGAAAGAAGGUCUAAGCAGAGCAAUAAAUGAAGAGAUUGUCAACAUCUCGCAUCCUUUCUACAGCUUAGCAAACAUCGACUUCUCUGUGGACGAGCCGCCACGACACGGUGAACUCCGCAACCUGAAUGGGGACGAAGUCACUUACUUUCCCUGGGACGAGGUGAAACUCGGGCAGAUCGUCUACAUGCAUGACAGCUCCGAGACCACCGAGGACCGUUUCACACUCUCUGCCUCAGCUUAUGAGAUUGAACGCCGCAGUCAUCCUGUCACCAUCUCCAUUACCGUCAUACCGGUGAACGAUGAGGCGCCGAAAGUGACACGCAACACGGGCCUGGAGGUUCUUGCCGGUGAAGAAGCAGACAUCAUGUCCAGCAUGCUGAGCACAGAGGACGCUGAUACCCCUGCAGAAGAGCUGGUUUACCAUGUUGAAAUGUUGACCAGUGGGAUGGUGGCGUUAAAAGAAGAGCCCGAGGAGAGCGUUCUGAACUUCACACAGGCUCACGUAAACAAAGGGGAGGUCAUCUUCAUUCAUGAAGGUGAAGAGUCAGGAGGUUUCAGUUUCACUGUGACAGAUGGAGAGCACACAUCACCUCUGUACAGGUUUGGUGUCACGGCCAGACCCCUGACCAUCACCAUGGUCACAAAGAAGGAGCUCCUGGUGUUUCCAGGAACACGGCAGCUCAUCACAAGAGCCAAUCUUGGAGCUAAAACCAAUGAGGAUGGAAAUGAGAUCAACUUCCUGCUCGUCCGUGCCCCCCGCUUUGGAAGACUCUUGGUAGCCAACAAGAACCAGUAUGAGGAAAUUAACCAGUUUUCACAGUCACAGCUGGAGUCUGGAUUAGUCUACUAUGAGCACCAGCUACCCACAGAUCCUUUCUGGGUGGUGAAAGACUCCAUGGAGUUCACUCUGUCAUCCCAACCAGCUCCAGACGUCCGACACGUCUUGCCCAUCACAGUCUCUUAUGACGCUGCUCACAGCAGCAACUCCUCACAGCUGUGGAGAAACAAGGGUCUGGAAAUUGUGCGAGGCCAGAGCAAAACAAUCGACAGUUCAAUUCUUGAUGCCUCCAAUCUUCUGGCGAGCGUGCCUGAAGCUAAGCGAGCCAACAUGGAUGUGGUUUUUGAGAUUAAGCGCUCUCCCAAUCAUGGUCGGAUCACUCUGAGUGGUGAGGACCUGCCUCAAAAUGUACCUACAUUCAUGCAGCAAGAUGUCAUUGAAGGAAAGCUGGACUACCUCCAUGAUGAUUCAAGGGCUGCCUCUGACAGCUUUUCCUUCAGGGCCAGGGUAAAAUCUAAGGGUCCUGGUGGGUCUUCUCCUGCUGAAUCUGUUAUUUUAGAGGAGGUCUUCCAUAUUUCUAUCAAACAGCGAGGUUCUGACCCCCCUGAACUAGUCGCAACAGAUAUGCUCCUGGAGGUUCUCCAAGGCACCAUGAAAGUCUUGACUAAGAAUCAACUCAACACUCAUGACAAAGACAGCCCACCAGAUGAGAUCAACUUCAUAGUGACCAAAGCACCUGGCAAUGGGAAGCUGGUUAACUGUAUCACACUGGAAUCCAUCUCUCACUUCACACAAGAGAUGAUCAAUCAUGGGGAGGUAUGCUUCAGAAGCGAUGGCAGCCUUAAUGAAGGCUUUUUGGACUUCAUUGUAUCAGAUGGCGAACUUCAAACAGAGCCAUUCACUCUACACAUUGGCAUCCUAUCUCAAAAACUGCUUCUUGACAAAGUCUCUGAGAUUAAGGUUAAGCAGGGUGAUGAUCAGACUCUUGUGACAGAAAAGAUGUUGAAUGUUACAACCGGGGGCCCGGCUGAGGUGGACAUCCUUUACAAAAUCACCAGCGUUCCCAAGUAUGCGGCUAUCAUGGUGGACCGGCAGCCCACAUCUGCCUUUACACAGAAACAGAUCAAAGAAGGCAGAGUCAGCGUUCGCUUUGUCAAGUCCACAUCACCUCGAGACAGCAUUUCAUUUACGGCCCGUAGUCAGGCUGCUAAUGUUUCCUCUGUCCUUAACAUCACUGUACAGCCUUUGGCCAAGAUUGCUCAGGAUCCUCUGUUACCUCAGGGUACAAUCGUCCAGGUAGACAGAAGGCUUCUGGAUGCUACUCCUUUGGCCGACAAGACUAGAAGUUCCCCUACAUUUACAAUCACCCAGCAGCCAAAGGGCGCUCGUUUUUUGACUAAUUGGGGUACUGGUGCAGGUCAACCGGUGGACUCAUUCAGUCAGAAGGAUUUGAAUGAAGGCCGUGUUGUGAUGGACAUUUCAGAUGGUGCCUCUGGAUCACAAAGUGGGGGUACUAAGGAUGAGGCUCGCUUCCUGCUCAAAGCCCACGGAGUGCCUCCAGCAGAAUGUGUGCUUUCCUUUCACACAGGCCCUUACAAUGCAUCUGGGGUUUACCCUGCCACUUUAUUAAGGACUCCCAACAGUAAGGACCUCUCAGGUAAGGAUGGGUCCCUUGGAGACCACCUCACCACUGCAUCUCCUGGCUCCAGCUCCCAGGGGAACCCACACGUUUCCCGCCACAGCAACUUUUGGUCUAUUUUCAUCCCCAUCCUGGUGGUCCUCCUUCUCUUACUUCUGGCAGCCAUCUUGGCCUACUACCUGAUCCGUAAAAACAAGACGGGCAAACACGAUGUUCAGACAGCGGUAUUCAAGCCCAAAAAUGGAGAGGUGGCCACCACAGAGACCUUUCGCAAAACUGACCCAGCAAAUAACAUUCCCAUGACCAACGUGGACUCCAAAGAUGCUGACCCAGAGUUGUUGCAGCACUGUCGGACAACAAACCCGGCCUUGAAAAAAAAUCAGUAUUGGGUUUGAGGCACUUUUACAUAAAGCUAAAAGGAAGGUUUAUUCUCAUGCUUUGGAAGUCUCCUUAUAUCAUUCCUCUCAGUAUUAAGGACUGUUUGCCACAGCAGAUCAAAUGAAACUCAAUGCUGAUGUCAUAUCAGUAGAACUGUGGACACAUUCUCAGGCAAGAAAACACUGAAGUUAUUGACAAAGAAAGAAGCAGUACCUUAUCCUAGGCGGCCAUGGCUAUUUAUUUUGGAUUUAUCAUUCCUCAUUGUCAGAGGGCACAAAUGAAGACAUGAACAUGCUACAUGUUUGCAAAAAAGUAUUUUUAAUGUGCUCUGUCAUUGUAUUCAGUAUGGUAUUAUGGGUUAAUAUUAAUCACUUGAGUUUUUAGGAAAUUAAAAAUAUGCUGUAUUUUUUGA
Molecule: messenger RNA, 7310 nt
Organism: Austrofundulus limnaeus
Lineage: Eukaryota; Metazoa; Chordata; Actinopteri; Cyprinodontiformes; Rivulidae
Gene: cspg4
Product: chondroitin sulfate proteoglycan 4
Exons: 11
Coding region: 43-6915 (2290 amino acids)
Biological process (GO): anatomical structure morphogenesis
Source: RefSeq, a predicted model, not a curated record